AUGACACUUGGAACUCUUCGUGAUCAGGUCAUUUAUCCCGAUCGAGCCAGCGACAUGGGUCGAAAGGGUUUCACAGAUCACGACCUUGAAGAAAUGUUGGAUAAGGUGCAAUUGUCUCAUAUUCUGGUUCGCGAAAACGGUUGGGAUGCGGUUCAAGAUUGGAUGGACGUGUUAUCAGGUGGAGAAAAGCAACGAAUUGCGAUGGCACGACUUUUCUACCACAAGCCGCAAUUCGCUAUUCUUGACGAAUGCACUUCAGCUGUUAGCGUAGAUGUAGAAGGUAAGAAAUUUCAAUAA
Cooperia oncophora is the source of this 297-nucleotide messenger RNA. The record is from the annotation of a GenBank genome assembly. NCBI's taxonomy places the organism in Eukaryota, Metazoa, Nematoda, Chromadorea, Rhabditida, Trichostrongylidae.